This is a messenger RNA of Mollisia scopiformis, 1764 nucleotides long. Its product is annotated as feruloyl esterase-like protein B precursor. The coding region runs from base 1 to 1725 and encodes 574 amino acids. The transcript is spliced from 2 exons. The record is from RefSeq and is a predicted model, not a curated record. NCBI's taxonomy places the organism in Eukaryota, Fungi, Ascomycota, Leotiomycetes, Helotiales, Mollisiaceae.
AUGGUCUCGACUCCGAGGUUGAUCAUGCUUCCCUUAUAUGAUGUCUGCACGACAUCCUAUGUGAGUGCCUCCUUGUCGCACGAUGUUAUCUACUUGGGGACAACACCUGUCACCAUUGACCCAUCUUCAAUACAAGUCAAUCCCGUCCUCAACAACUCCGUCAGCGGCAGCGCAAACUUUCCUGAUGCUACUUUCGAUUACUGCAAUGUGACAUUUGCAUACACGCAUACUGGCCGUAAUGAUUCCGUCUUGGUAGCUUACUGGUUGCCAUCACCUGCAUCAUUCAAGAAUCGAUAUCUCGCAACAGGAGGCGGAGGUUAUGCCAUCAACUCAGGGAUUGGAAACACGGGAUCUCUGCCUGGAGGUGUGAUUUAUGGUGCAGUCGCCGGUGCUACUGACGGUGGCUUCGGAAGUUUCUCCAACAAUUGGGAUUCUGUUUAUAUCAUCCAGAACGGAACAGUUGACUUAGAAUCACUUUUCAUGUUUGGGUACCAAGGUAUCAACGAGCUUACUUUGCUGGGUCAACUAUUUACCAAAAGUUUCUUCAACAUGACUUGUGACGACAAGCUGUACUCCUAUUACCAAGGUUGUUCCGAAGGUGGUCGAGAGGGUUGGAGUCAAGUUCAGCGCUUCACGGAUUUCGACGGCGUAAUUACUGGUGCUCCUGCCUUCCGCUUCUCAUUUCAGCAGAUCCAACAUCUUUACUCGAACGUCGUGGAGCAAACACUCGAUUACUACCCUCCAGCAUGCGAACUGCAAAAGAUCUUAAACGAGACUAUCGCCUCCUGUGAUCCCUUAGAUGGCCUUACAGAUGGAGUCGUUGCACGUACAGACUUGUGCAAGCUGCAGUUCAACACGUCGUCUAUCAUCGGAAAUUCAUAUUACUGUCCUGCAUCUCCCGAGUGCCAAGGAUUCCCUCCAGCUCCAGCUUGGCCAGAACAAAAUGGCACAGUUACAGCUGAAGGCGUCGCAGUCGCCAAUGCAAUCGUUGAUGGCCUCCACGACUCAAACGGGAAACGAGUUUAUUUCUCCUACCAGCCUUCUUCUAUCUUCGCAGAUGGCUUCACAUCAUACAACACCACCUCCGAUACUUGGGGACUAUACAUCAACUCCUUCGGAUCCGAAUUCGUGGCGCGAUACCUUGAACUUCUAAACACCAGCACUCUGCCCAAUCUCGACGGCGUAACCUACGACACCCUCAGAACAUGGAUAAUCCAAGGGUGGAAGAAGUACCAAGACACUCUCCAAACAACAUGGCCCGACCUAACCGAUUACUACAACUCCGGCGGCAAAAUCAUACAUUUUCACGGCGAAUCCGAUUUUAGCAUUCCCACAGCUUCCUCCGUCCGCUACCAUGAAUCCGUGCGUCAGAUCAUGUACGGAAACCUCACUUUCAACGAAUCGACUGAGGCGCUUGGAGAUUGGUACCGUCUGUACCUUGUCCCCGGAGCACAGCACUGUGCACCUAAUACCUACGAGCCCAAUGGUCCAUUUCCACAGACUAAUUUGGGUGUCAUGAUAGAUUGGGUGGAGCAGGGUAUCACACCCGUGACAUUGAACGCUACGCAUCUUGCUGGGGAAAAUGCAGGAGCGAAUGCGCAAAUUUGUGCCUGGCCGUUGAGACCGCUGUGGGCUGCUGAUGGGAGCAUGGAUUGUGUUUAUGAUCAGGCUUCGAUUGAUAGUUGGCUUUAUGAGCUGGAUUCUUUUAAUGUGCCUGUAUAUUAAACCUAUACUUAGAAAGGAAUCACAAUGACCUUCUUUCCC